GUGCUGCUGUCGCUGGACUGGGAGCGCCGCUUCGACCACAUGCAGCAGCACUCAGGACAGCAUCUCAUCACUGCCAUCGCAGAACAGAUGUUUGGAUUCAGGACAACUUCAUGGGAGCUGGGCCGUCAGCGAAGUGUCAUUGAGCUGGACACCCCCUCCAUGACAGCAGAGCAAAUAGAGGCACUGGAGAGGAGCGUGAAUGAGAAAAUCCGGGAGAGGGUACCCGUGAUGGUGAGGGAACUGGCUGCAGAUGACCCUGAAAUUGAAACAGUGAGAAGCCGUGGUUUGCCAGAUGACCACGUGGGGCCAGUGCGAAUUGUUGACAUCGAAGGCAUAGACUCCAACAUGUGCUGUGGGACUCAUGUCUCCAACCUGAGUGACUUGCAGGUUAUUAAACUCCUUGGCACAGAAAAAGGGAAAAAGAACAAAACCAACUUGAUUUUCCUGGCAGGAAACAGAGUGCUGAAGUCAAUUGAACAAAGUCACAGUACUGAGAAGUCUCUAACCUCACUGCUCAAAAGUGGACCAGGUGAGCAUGUAGAGGCUGUGAAGAGACUGCAGAGUUCUGUGAAACUGCUUCAGAAGAAUAACUUGAACCUGCUUAGAGAUAUUGCUGUUUUGAUAGCUCGGGACUUCAAGACCAAAGCUGUUCAAAGUCAGCUGUUUGUGUUACACAGGAAAGAGGGUGACUCUGAAUUUAUGAACAUCAUCGCUAAUGAGAUUGGGACAGAGGAAACCCUGCUGUUCCUGACUGUAGGAGAUGAAAAAGAAGCAGGACUCUUUCUUCUAGCAGGACCUGUUGAAGCAGUUGAGAAUUUAGGUCCCAGGGUGGCAGAGCUGCUGGAGGGCAAAGGAGCUGGGAAGAGAGGCCGCUUUCAGGGCAAGGCAACCAAGAUGUGUCGGCGAGGAGAAGUGCAAGCUCUGCUCCAGGAAUUCAUCAGCCAUCAAAGCCCUGAAGCGUAAGAAUUCUCGUACUAGGGCUGUCUUCCCUGCUUUGCAUAAGGCCCACCAACUUCUCUCCCAGAGAAUAAAGACAUAAAAA
This is a messenger RNA of Cariama cristata (Red-legged seriema), 1042 nucleotides long. It is a transcript of the gene AARSD1, whose product is annotated as alanyl-tRNA synthetase domain containing 1. Gene Ontology annotation, biological process: tRNA aminoacylation; regulation of translational fidelity. The transcript is spliced from 10 exons. Gene Ontology annotation, molecular function: Ser-tRNA(Ala) deacylase activity; ATP binding; aminoacyl-tRNA ligase activity. NCBI's taxonomy places the organism in Eukaryota, Metazoa, Chordata, Aves, Cariamiformes, Cariamidae. The record is from RefSeq and is a predicted model, not a curated record. The annotation marks the transcript as partial.